This is a messenger RNA of Oryza brachyantha (malo sina), 1097 nucleotides long. RefSeq names its product NDR1/HIN1-like protein 1. NCBI's taxonomy places the organism in Eukaryota, Viridiplantae, Streptophyta, Magnoliopsida, Poales, Poaceae. The transcript has a single exon. The coding region runs from base 255 to 881 and encodes 208 amino acids. Gene Ontology annotation, biological process: defense response to other organism. The record is from RefSeq and is a predicted model, not a curated record.
GCACACACACCCAGACACCUUAGUCCUUGUCUCUCUCUCCUUCUCUCCAAAAAUAAACAAAUAACAAACCCAAAAAGAAAAGGGAAGGAGAAGGUGACCCAUUUAUUAAGAAUCCAUCUCCAACUCCAAUUACAAUUCCAAUUCCAAUCCCAGUUCAUCCAUUCCCAUUCCCAUUCCCAAACGGCCACCUCCUCUCGCCAGCCACUGAGAAAGAAAGCAGCACAAGCACACAGGAAGAGAGCUCGUCGGCGGCCAUGAGCAAGGACUGCGGCAACCACGGCGACGACGACGUGCGGCAGGCGUGCCGGCGGCUGCUGGCGGUCCUGCUGGGGCUGGCCUUCGUGGUGGCCAUCAUCGCGCUGAUCGUGUACCUGGUGCUCCGGCCGACGCACCCGCGGUUCUUCCUGCAGGACGCGACGCUCCGGCAGCUGGACGGCUCCAAUGCGUCGGCGCUCCUCUCCACCUCCAUCCAGGUGACCCUCGCCUCGCGCAACCCCAACGACCGCGUCGGCGUCUACUACGACCGCCUCGACGUCUACGCCUCCUACAAGUACCAGCAGAUCACGCUCGCCGCCUCGCUCCCGCCGGUCUACCAGGGCCACGGCGACGUCGACGUCUGGUCCCCGGUCCUCGCCGGCCCCAACGUCCCCUUCGCCCCCUACCUCGGCGACGCCCUCGCCAAGGACCUCGCCUCCGGCUACCUCAUCCUCCAGGUCAAGGUCGACGGCCGCGUCCGCUGGAAGGUCGGCAGCUGGAUCUCCGGCCACUACCACCUCUUCGUCACCUGCCCGGCCUUCUUCAUCACCUCCGGCGGCAACGGCUACCCCGGCGCCAGCGGCCUCAAGUUCCAGACCGCCACCUACUGCCGCGUCGAGGUCUAGUCUUCUCUUGUCUUCUCCGGCGACGGCGCGUGUUCAUAGCGGAAUAGAAGUACAUGUCGGUGAUUACUGUAGCGUCGAGGGGUAUAGAGGUAAAUUUAGCGUCGGUUAUAUUUUGUGUUUAAACCUUGUUAAACUUUCAAUUCCACGUUUUAAUUGUUAAUAAAAGGAUAUAAUAAGCAGUAAUAACUAUGGUUAAAGAAAAAAACUCUUCUUUUU